CCGAUAAGGUGACACGCCGCCCUAUUCCGUUAUUAUUAUUUUUUAAAUUCCCGUUAUAUGUAGCAGUUUGACAUUUGAAAAUCUGUUCUGUAAAAAUCUCAAGUUUGGCGAAAUAACUGGAUUUUCAAUUCGUUGCCAGUUAUUGUAUUUGAUAGAAUAUCUGUCAAGUUGUGAUUCACAGAAGAAGUGACUGGGUUUGGGUAGACAUGUCCGCAGAAAUGGACAAAGCAACUGAUGCAAGCGGGGGCGAUGAAGAAGAAUGGUUAUAUGGAGAUGAGAGUGAGGAGAAGGCAGAGGAAGAGGCACCUAAUAGUGCAAAGGCCCAGACGACUGCUGAAGAGGUCCAUGAGAAUGGAGUAGUGAAGCAGGAUACAGGCCAGGAAGAUGAAGAAAGUGACAGUGACAGUGAGGAUGAUGAUGACGUGUGUGUAACCAUUGGCGAUAUAAAGACCGGAGGCUCGUCUCAGCCUUUCAAUGCUUUUGGAUCCACACCAGUUAAUCUCAACAUUAAGGCUGCAGGGAGAACACAUGCGUCAGUUGGCCCCAAAGCCAAAGGAGUGGACCUGGAUGCACUGGGCAGUGUUAACGGUAUCCCUGUGUUGGAGGUCGACAUUGAGUCUUUUGAAGAAAAGCCGUGGAGAAAGCCUGGUUCGGACCUCUCAGACUACUUUAACUAUGGCUUUAACGAGGACACCUGGAAGACCUACUGUGAGAAACAGAGGAGACUACGCAUGGGCUAUGAGGGCAUGAACCAUGCUUCAGCCACUAAAAUCAUGGUCCACCAGGGACGUUCAGCCCAUGGUGAUAGGGAUGGGGCCCUUUCCUGCUUUAGGUCUGACUAUUCCUCCCCCAGCAACCACUACAAUUCAGGCUCCUCCAGUAGAAAGCCGAGCGGCACCAUUGAUGUUAUUGGGGGACAAACUGGUACCAUCAGCCGGGUAGAGGGACGAAGACGUCACAAUAUAGAAGGAAAUAACAUCCAGGUGCUUUCUGAGCCCCCCUCUGAUGCUGAGCCUACUCCCACUAAGAUGCCCCCCUUUUUUCCUCCCAACAUCCCCCCGCCUCCUUUCCCGCCUCCACCCCACAAUGUCAGCUCCGCCCCUCCACUCAUUCCUCCACCACGGAUCCCCAUCAAUGUUCCUCCACCUGGCUACCCUCCUGGCGCACCACCUCCUUCUCUGAUUCCCACCUUAGACAGUGGACGCUCAGGAGGCUAUGAUGGUCGCUCAGCUCCACCGUACCCCCCCUUCCCUCCAGGUGUGUAUCCUCCUCCUCCCCCGGGUAGCGCAGCAGCCUCCUGGGCUGGGGUAUUCGACAGUGCCAAGGCCUGGGAGUACUACGCGCAGCGGGACAACGAGCGAGAGCGCCACAAGGAAAGAGACCGAACCAGAGAACGUGGACACGAGAAAGAAAGAGAAAGGGAGAGAGAGCACAACCCUUCCUCCCAGGUCGUCAACAGUGAGGAGGAUCGGCACCGGCACAGGGACUAUGGGGAGAGAGGAUAUGACCGCCACCACCACGAGAGAUCCAGCAGAGAAAAAGAAGAGAGACACCGAGAGAAGAGACACAGAGACAAAGAGGAGGGGAGACACAAGUCCUCAAGCAGUAGCAGCAGGAGGAGACAUGAGAGUGAGGAGGGGGACAGUCAUCGAAGACACAAACACAAGAAGGUCAAGAGGAGCAGAGAGGACAAGGAGCCCAGCCAGGAACUCUCUGCUGACCAGGAGAACCAAUCAGAGCCCACAGAGUGAUUCUCUGUCCCUCUCACCAGUCAAUAGGGGGACCUGCUGUGACCCUCAGGCAUUCUGUUUAACAUAUCAGACACUGGAACCAAUCAGAGCCCACAGAGUGAUUCUCUGUCCCUCUCACCAGUCAAUAGGGGGACCCGCUGUGACCCUCAUUCUGUUUAACAUAUCAGACACUGGACUGCUCCUCUAAUAUAUUUCAGUUCACUUUGAAGGUGAAAAACCCAAAGCAUUGUUUUAUGUAUACGUUGUAUACAACUUGUAUAUUUUGACUCAUCUGAGAGACGUGUUUUGUUUUACUGAAUUUAAGAGAUAUGUUUGGAUAAAGGAGCUGACUGGA
Oncorhynchus masou masou (cherry salmon) is the source of this 2085-nucleotide messenger RNA. RefSeq names its product pre-mRNA 3'-end-processing factor FIP1-like. Bases 207 to 1751 code for a protein of 514 amino acids. Gene Ontology annotation, cellular component: mRNA cleavage and polyadenylation specificity factor complex. The transcript has 16 exons. The record is from RefSeq and is a predicted model, not a curated record. Lineage: Eukaryota; Metazoa; Chordata; Actinopteri; Salmoniformes; Salmonidae.